AACUCCUCCGCUCCAAAUAUAAAGGGAUGCAAUGGGGAGGUUUCACCAUCACUCCUACUGACCUCGCAAGUCCCUAGGUACAGAAGAAACUAGACCUGCUGUUGUAUAAUUUAUUCAACUUUGUACCAAGUAAAGGCAUAACUUGGAGGACAAAUUCAGCAGAAAGGAAAUGAAUAAUCAAUAUAUACGAAGAGAAGUCUUCUGCUGUGAAACCUGUCAUGAACUUAAAAGCUUCUGGGAAAAAGAAAUUGGCAAACAAACUUUCUAUAGGGAAUUGGAAGAAGAUCGUCAGGGAAGAAGUGCCCUGACAAAGCUCAGAGAUGAAUGGAAGCAGAUGUUGGAAAAAAGGUUAAAGAUGCUGGACAAUCCUGAUGAGAAUGAAAAGCCCACCAAUGCCAACUGAAAGCUUCCUACAUUUGAGAGAAUAAGGAACUGAAGUCACUUUUCUGGGGGAAUCCAGUGCAAAUGCCUAAAUUACUUUGAUUUACUAAAUCCAAUGAGUUCUAUUUGUUUUUCCAUUUGUGAGGGGAUUAGAAUGUGAAACCUCUUCUAGUGUUAAUGGAAGCUAUUAACCAGCCCAAUAUUCUGUGUAUACAUAACCUCAAAUCUAUCAAAGAGCUCCAGACUUAACUAAUACAGGCAGUGCUCUGGAUUAGCACCAUAUAAAAGUUUCAAACAUCUAGGCACCUGAAUUCAUUUCCAUAUAAUUAUCCCUGCAUUUUAAAAUCAAAAUCCUUUACAUUUCAAGAACACCUAGGUGCCAAUCUUAAUGGUAACAUCCCUAACAAUAGAUGAUAAUUCUGUUUUGCCAUUUCUCCUGGAAAAUUAGAUUCUUGAGAUUAUUUUUCUUCCUUUCAUCCUUUCUCCUUUCUUUCCUUUGUUUGGUGAAUUCGGGAAGGCACCUACUGCAUAAACUAUUACAAAUUCAUUAAAAAUGUAGCUGGGAAAUGAAUCAAUCUAAUUUUCUUUUCUCUUUAUGUUUUUUAGCUCUGCUUCUACAAAAACAUGUAAAGUGGUUGGGGGCAUUCCUUCACAAUGUGCCCCUGAAAAAGCUAAAAACCAGUUUUGAGUAACUGUGGGCCAGCACCCCCUUGAAGCUAUGGCUCACAAGAUCUCCUCCCCCCAACUGUAUACUUUUACUUGCCAACCUUAGGCCACAUUAGGGUUUUAAAAAAAUAAUCAGAUAUAAUAGUAAAUGAAGUGAUGACAAAUGAUCACAUACACCUUGUAUAUUUGGGCUACACUCACCCAUACAGUAACCAGUGGGUAAUAUGCAUAUUCAUACAUGCAGAGAACAUAAAUAAUCAAGGAACAUAUAUAUAUAUUCAUGGAAAAUAAAAAGAACCAAUAUGGUCAAGGUACUUUUGUGUACAGCCAAUACAUCAGGAACUCCUGUGGCUAUGGCACUCCUGCAACUACAAAUAUUUUGGCUAAAUAUACCUCUGAUGCCAGAUUUAUCAAUGAUGGGUAAUGGUGGUGAUGUCAUCAUAGUGUUUUCUGCUACUCAGUGUUGAGUUUCAUAUUUCCACAGGACAUUUGUUGUCUCUCUUGGGAAUUUUAUUGUCCUUAUUCACCUCAUUGUCUCUUCUGAUUAUCUCUGUUGUUCUUGUGGUCCCCAAGCUACUCUGCUACCAUCUUAUGGGAUUAAUUUCUUUAGAACUAUCUGCUGUUCUCUGAGUCCAUCCACUAAGGUGCUAUGUAUAAAAACUCUUUCCUUACAAAGCCAGUCUUAUACAGUAUUUUAUGGUGUCUUAUAGGGCAUAACCAA
Molecule: messenger RNA, 1768 nt
Organism: Dromiciops gliroides (monito del monte)
Lineage: Eukaryota; Metazoa; Chordata; Mammalia; Microbiotheria; Microbiotheriidae
Gene: FAM240B
Product: family with sequence similarity 240 member B
Exons: 3
Coding region: 170-403 (77 amino acids)
Source: RefSeq, a predicted model, not a curated record